GACGUUUCCCCAAGAAUGUGAAGGUGGGGCGUUUUGCGAUAUUCAGGAAAUUGUCAUUUUUCUAUUUAUCUCAGAGUAGAGAUGUACAAAUGUAUUUCGUUUUUUUUCUUAGCGUGCUUACACUUCUAAGAACUCUUUGAAUGAUUCCCCAUUUAACAUAAUGAUGACGAGAAAACCCAACCAACCUCAAUCCCCAAAGAGAAGAGGAAAGGUCCGUGCUAGUGCCAGUGGGCAAAUGGACUCACUGGACAACAAUACCAUGACUGACUCAGAGACAGUUCCUCCAUCACAAAAGAGGCACCUGACCAUGAUGCAGCAUGGAGACAACCUCCUCAAGUUUCUAAACGAGGACCGAACGAAGCAGAGGUUCUGCGACGUCUCCGUCAGUGUGGGCGGGAAGCGCUACAGGGCCCACAAAGCCAUGUUGGCGCACGGUAGCAGCUACUUCCACGCCGAGCUGACCAAAAACCCAACCGCCGAUCACGUGAUUCUCGACCACGUGGAGGAUUCCGUGUUCCAACACUUACUGCACCUCCUUUACACGGCCGAGUGCGUCAUUCCCGAGAGCGAGGUCCCUGCCCUGACUGAAGCGGCCGGCUUCCUGGACAUGAUGGAUGUAGUGAAGCUCCUGGCAGGAGAGGGGGAUGGCCGGCCAGUGCUUGCCCGAGUGGAGGUUAAGUCCGUGGGGUAUCCAAGCUCAGAGAAGACCUCUAUAGCUUCUGACCUUCCAUCGGACUGUGUCGGGGUCCAAAGCCCAGUCCAUUCUGGUGCCCACCAUUGUUCGUUCUGCAGCCGCACGUUUUGCUACAAGAAGUCUCUGGAGAACCAUUUAAACAGGAACCACAGUAGCAACACCGAGGUAGACGCCAGAGAAAAGGUGGUCAAUGAAGAGGUUACUACCAUGGUAACCACAACCCGGAGGUCUGCCCGCAGGAGGAGAGUUCCCGCUAAAUUGGAGAGAGGUGACGCGGACAGCUCCGGCGCAACAGAGGGGACGCUACAUCAAGACCCCGCUAGUCGAGACCCAACCACCACAGAGGAAGACGAGGAGGAAGAAGAAGAAGAUGGGAGAAAACCAAUGCACAUAUCCGACACAGGAGAUGCACUCACCCCAACCGAGGGUGAGGAGGCGGAAGAGGAGAGGGAGGAGGAGGAGAUGGUGGAGGAACGUCAAAGUGCUUUAGUACGGAGAGCAAGAGAGAGCGGUGACAGUUCAGAGGUGGAGACAACAGAACACCACACAGUCAAUGAGGUGGAGGUAUAUAGUCAGGCUGCCAAUGGUUCUAACUAUGGAGCAGUGUACCCAGAGGGACUGGCUCCUGUCAUCAUCCAGAGCGUAAGCAAGAAGACGCUCAAGUGCCCCAAGUGUGACAAGACCUUUGACCGCACAGGGAAGUAUGAGAGUCACACCAGGGUACACACGGGAGAGAAGCCCUUCCAGUGUGACGUGUGUCUGCAGUGUUACUCCACCAAGUCGAACCUCACUGUACACAAGAAGAAGCACGCCAGUGACGCCCCCUUCCAGAAGAAGGACCACAAGUGCUCCUUCUGCAACAAGCUACACGCCAGCAAAAAGACCCUCGCCAAACACGUCAGAAGGUUCCACCCGGAUCACAUUCAGGAGUUCCUGGCCAUGAGGAGGAAGAAGAACGAUGGAUGGAAGUGUGAUAUCUGCCACAAGUCUUUCACACGUAGACCCCAUCUGGAGGAGCACAUGAUUCUACACACGCAAGACCGACCCUUCAAAUGUGCCUUCUGCGACGACCACUUCAAGUCCAGGUUUGCCCGCUUGAAGCAUCAAGAAAAGUACCAUUUAGGUCCAUUCCCAUGUGACAUCUGUGGCCGCCAGUUCAACGACACGGGUAACAGGAAGAGGCACAUUGAAUGUACACACGGGGGCAAGAGAAAAUGGACCUGCUUAAUCUGUGGGAAGUCAGUGAGGGAGAGGACAACGUUGAGGGAACAUUUGCGGAUUCACAGCGGAGAGAAACCUCACCUCUGCAGUAUCUGUGGACAGAGUUUCCGCCACGGCAGCUCUUAUAGGCUUCAUCUUCGAGUCCACCACGACGACAAGCGCUACGAGUGUGACGAAUGCGGAAAGACGUUCAUACGCCACGACCAUCUGACCAAACACCAGAAAAUACACUCGGGGGAGAAAGCCCACCAGUGUGAGGAGUGUGGGAAGUGUUUCAGACGUCAUGAUCACCUGACCGUCCAUUACAAAAGCGUCCACCUGGGAGAGAAGGUGUGGCAGAAGUAUAAAACAGCUGUGCAUCAGUGUGAGGUCUGUAAGAAGGAGUUCAAAGGGAAGUCCAGUCUGGAGAUGCACUUCAGAACACACUCAGGUGAAAAACCUUACCGAUGCCCCGUGUGCCAACAGACGUUCCGCAUUAAGAAGACCCUCACCAAGCACAUGGUGAUCCACUCGGAUGCCCGCCCCUUUAACUGCCCGCACUGCAGUGCCACCUUUAAGAGGAAAGACAAGCUGAAGUAUCAUAUGGACCAUGUACACGGUGCUAAGUCCACUGAGCAGCAGCACCACCAGCAGCAGCACCGCCAGCAGCCUCCGGUGGUGCUGACAGAGGAUAAGAUGGUGACUCUGCCUUAUAAUACCCACGGCCCCUCCAAAGUGUACCGGGCAAAACCCAAGACCGUUCUCCAGAACGUCCCCUCCGAUGUGUGUGUGCCUGUCACACUGGUGCCCGUCCAGAUGCCCAGGGUGGUCUCGGGGGUACAGGGUGACCUGAGGGGACACGUAACCUGCCCGCCCCAAGGUCAGGGGCAGCAGCAGACAGCUGGGGGGUACCAGACUGCCACAGAGCUGGCGUUCCUGGAGAAGUACACGCUUACCCCCCAGCCGGCCAACAUUGUUCACCCGGUGCAGCCUGACCAGAUGUUGGACCCCAGGGAUCAGUCGUACCUGGGCACCCUGCUGGGCCUGGACUCUGCCACCCCCGUCCAGAACAUCUCCAACUCGGACCACGUCACCCAUUGAUAAUGCCUCUCUAUACUUCCUUUUUGGCAACAUUUUAUUUAAAGGGUACCGACAUAAGGACAUUAUAACACAUUUAUAACCCAUACAGUACACAUUUAUAACCCAUACGAAACUGUAUAAGCCCAUAGAGGUAACGUUUAUUUGAAGGGUACGGUUGUUCACAAAAUGCUCAUGCACUGCUUAUGCAUGGCUUAUGUAUAGUUUAUGAAUGGGUUAUGAAUCUGUUAUGUAUAGUUUAUGAAUGGGUUAUGAAUGGGUUAUGUAUGGGUUAUGAAUCUGUUAUGUAUGGGUUAUGAAUGGGUUAUGAAUGGGUUAUGAAUCUGUCAUGUAUGGGUUAUGUAUGGGUUAUGAAUCUGUUAUGAAUCUGUCAUGUAUGGGUUAUGUAUGGGUUAUGAAUGGGUUAUGAAUCUGUUAUGUAUGGGUUAUGAAUGGGUUAUGAAUGGGUUAUGUAUGGGUUAUGAAGUUUUUAUGGAGCUAUACUUAAAAUAAAAUGCGAUCGUCCUGCUCUUUUAACCUCUGCAGCUUAUUCAGGGGCGAACGCUCUGAUAGAAACAGAUGGUGUCGAACAGGUCUAGUUGUCAGCCGUGUGGAACAGGGAAUAUCAUCAGCUCCAUUUGUGAUAUUUAUAUCUGCGAUCGUCCAAACGUUGCACCACCUUGAUUGAGCCCCAAGUCUUUCAUCAUAUUGGGUUCAAAGAGCACUUUUUUAAAGUUUCUCUUGUCACACAAAAGCCUAAGAUCUCUGUCAUUCCAUAAAUGAGUGAGAGUGAGUGAUGUAUAUGACAGGAGCCUGAUUGAUUACAAAAGGUAAUUCCAGAACAGGAUGUCUCAUUUUCCAAAAAGCUGGCUGUAUGUCUGAAUCUUACAGGUGUAAUCUGGCUAUUUAUUCACAAUUUAAAUUGAAUUAAAGUAUUAUACAACACAUUUA
Molecule: messenger RNA, 3922 nt
Organism: Oncorhynchus masou masou (cherry salmon)
Lineage: Eukaryota; Metazoa; Chordata; Actinopteri; Salmoniformes; Salmonidae
Gene: zbtb41
Product: zinc finger and BTB domain containing 41
Exons: 11
Coding region: 161-2995 (944 amino acids)
Biological process (GO): regulation of DNA-templated transcription
Molecular function (GO): DNA-binding transcription factor activity, RNA polymerase II-specific; RNA polymerase II cis-regulatory region sequence-specific DNA binding; protein binding
Source: RefSeq, a predicted model, not a curated record